AUGAUCACCAACAAUCUUCCUGCCUAUGUGACUCCUGUAGAAAUAUCUAGGGGUCAAGCAAUUGCAGAGCAGGUUACUGAAAUUAUGAAUGAUAAUUUCAUAGUAAAUAAUGGAGAUAUGACAUUAUGCACUGAACCUAACAAACAAGAUCUUUAUGAAGAGUGGAAGGGAAAUGACAAUGCAGCUAUUUUAGACAGCUGUUCCUCCUUAGAAAAGCCCCCUGGACAAUCAUUACAAGAAAGUAGUUGUGAGGAAUUCAGAAACAAAACUCAAAAGAGGAAUUUUGCGUUUUCACCCUUACCUGCCAACAAUAAGUUCACAGAUACAGUUCAUGGACUUGGUUCUAAUAAUGCUAUAGAUGAAAAAUGUGAUACUAAAAGUACUGGAAAUCAGCCACGUUUAGAAGAAGAAAGAACUAAUUGUGUAAUCCCCAAAAGAAAUAAACCAGAAUGUAGCAACACAGUUACAACUACAAAGAAUCAUUUUCUGGCAGCUGAAAGAAGUUUCGAUGUUAUUAGUGAUAGUGAAGACUCAAGUGAUGAAGAUAAUGGCAUUGUUGACUUGGACACAAAUUGUCAAGAGGCAAAAAUCAAUGAUAAUCAGUAUGGAAAUAAGAAGCAAUCGGUUGUCAUGAGAAGAACUAAUACACCUCAGACAUUGGUGGGUAGUGAAAUAUUGCUGGAGAAGUGGCUGCCCGUCUUGAAUGGGAGAAAACUCUGCUUCAAAGGAGUCAGGUCUAUGGGAAGCACGUACAUUGAUCACACAACAGCUUCAGUAAAAUCAAGACUCAAAAGUGAUACUGUGACACUUGUUGAUGGCAAUACCUGCAAGCUCAUAGGACAGUUUCAUGAUGUACAUAAUUGCAAGGAUGUCUACAGUUUUGUAUCUCAGUUUUAA
This is a messenger RNA of Schistocerca piceifrons (Central American locust), 897 nucleotides long. RefSeq lists its product as uncharacterized. Lineage: Eukaryota; Metazoa; Arthropoda; Insecta; Orthoptera; Acrididae. The record is from RefSeq and is a predicted model, not a curated record. The transcript is spliced from 4 exons. The coding region runs from base 1 to 897 and encodes 298 amino acids.